Molecule: messenger RNA, 786 nt
Organism: Encephalitozoon cuniculi GB-M1
Lineage: Eukaryota; Fungi; Microsporidia; Unikaryonidae
Exons: 1
Coding region: 1-786 (261 amino acids)
Source: RefSeq, marked provisional
AUGGAUUUCAUUGCACCGUCCAAGCAGAAGGAGCUGAGGUCUGCACUCGAAAAGGUUAGGGAUGCAAUGGUGGUGGUCUGUGGGCCUCCGGGAUCGUCAAAGACCUACAGCAUAGAGAAAACAGCUCAUUCUCUGGGCCUGUCUGUAGAAUACAUCGAGGAUAUUGGGAUGUAUAGAAACAUGCUUCCGACGCGGAACACAAUAUGCCUCACCGAUCUGGAUGGCUACGAGCAUUUGUCCAAGCAUAGGAAAAGACUGGAGAGGAUGAGGAACUUGGUUAUUGAAACCAGGACGCUGCUCUCCAUCGGAAAGAUGCUUCCAAAUGUUGUCACCGUGAACUUCGGGAAGGUCUCGAACAGAAAGAUCCAGAAGUUCUACGGCCUGAGCGAUGCAGAAGCUUUGCAGGUUGACGGAAACCUUCAUGCCAUUAGGCUUUACAAGUACUCUUCAGGGAAUGAGGCAAUGUCGAUAUUCCAUCUGCUUGGAAGGCUAUUCCAUUCAAAGGCCAUCGAUGUAUCCAAGGCCGCCGAAAGGAUUGGGAUAUAUGGACGGGAUAGAUUUAUUGGGUAUCUGGUCGAGAACUGUGUGUCCUUCAUGUCUGUCGAGGAUAUUUGCAGGCUUACAGAAGGACUCAGCCUCAGCGACCUGGGAGACAUGCAUCUCGAGUAUUUGAUCUGGGUUGUUGCAAGUUCGGAGAAGACCGGGCCAAAAGGAUUCUUUAGCUUCAGAUCGUUCCGAGGAGUUCGUAGCGAGCAUGUGUGCAGCGGGAUAUGCAUGAAUAGAUGA